CAGCCCCUCCUCAUGGGACAGCAGCCGGUGCAGCCUUUCUGACUAUCCACACCCAAACUGUUCCAGCAUGAAAUUCCCAAGCUCGGUUUUGAUGUCAUUGUUUCUGUUUGUAGCAGAGACAGUGUUGGCUGUGUACCUGAGCAUCGCAUACAGCUCAGCAGGUGACAGGACCUGGCAGUCCCUUACCCUCUUGUUCUGUCUCCUGCCCUGCCUGCUGGUUCAGAUUUGCCUUGUCUUCAUCCACAGGGAUAUAAACAGGGACAGGCCACUGGUGCUGUUGUGUCAUCUCCUGCAGCUGGGACCCCUGGUCAGGUGCUUGGACGCUUUCUACCUUUACCUUAGUCAUGGCAAAUCAGAGGAGCCAUAUGUCAAUAUCAUCAAAAAGAAGCAGUUGUCCAAUGAUGGUGGUUGUGUGGAAGUGGAAAAGGAAGUUGGGCGCUGUGAAGGAAGGUUGUUUAUACACAGAUCUGCUUUCAGCCGGGCCUCAGUCAUCCAAGCGUUCCUCGGAUCCGCACCUCAACUGACUCUUCAGCUUUAUAUCAGUUUAUUACAGCAGCAUAUAAGCCUACCCAGAGGUUUGCUUAUGGGCAUAUCUCUGCUGUCCAUUAUAUAUGGAGCAUUAAGAUGCAAUGUACUGGCUAUCAAAAUCAAGUACGAUGAUUACUAUAUAAACUUUAGACCGACUGCCUACCUCUGCAUAUUUCUGUGGAGAUUCUUUGAGAUUGCCACAAGAGUCAUUGUCCUUGUCCUCUUCAGCUCGGUUUUUCAAAUCUGGACCUUACCCGUGGUGUUAAUAAAUUUUUUAUUUUUUUUCACCUGUCCAUGGAUUCUUUUUUGUAAAAGCAGAUCACCCUCUCCCAGAAACACAGAUAAGACCUUGAAGAAGAUGGGCACUGCUGUGCAGCUUUGCUUACUUACCUUCCUCUAUUCUGGAAUCAACAUGUUUUGUUGGUCUGCCAUUCAGCUUGAACUCAGUGAUCCAGACUUGAUUAACAAAUCUCAGAACUGGUACCGCAUGGCAGUGUAUUACAUGCUGAGACUUAUUGAAAAUGCUUUCCUGUUGUUGUUAUGGUACAUUUUCCAGACUGAUGAUUACUUUUUUAUAUGCCCCCCUGUCUUGGUCCUACAGCUACUGGUCAGUUACGGCAUCUCUGUGGUCUUCAUGCUGACUUUUUAUCAGUUCUGUCACCCCUGCAGGAUACUGUUUACGUCCAGUAUUUCAGAUGGCUUGUUAGCGUGCUUUAAGUUCCUUUGUUAUAUGUGUAUACCAUCAAGAGCAUCAACUCAAGGGAAUAGAUUUGGUGCAAAACUUUCUAAUAGCUCUGAAAUUGCUGAGCCUUAAAUGAAAAUUACAACAUGUGAUUUACAUUGCCAUGACAGAGGUAACCUUUGUUGAGAUGCAAGCAGAUCUAGUAGACUUUUGAAUGGCACUGAAGACAAAACCGUGACACAGAAAGAGACAUAGCAUCAGAAAAUGAAGAGCAGUGUGACCCUUACAUUUAAGAACCAGAAGGUGCAA
Spea bombifrons (plains spadefoot toad) is the source of this 1519-nucleotide messenger RNA. It is a transcript of the gene XK, whose product is annotated as X-linked Kx blood group antigen, Kell and VPS13A binding protein. Gene Ontology annotation, cellular component: membrane. The transcript has 3 exons. The record is from RefSeq and is a predicted model, not a curated record. Bases 68 to 1342 code for a protein of 424 amino acids. Lineage: Eukaryota; Metazoa; Chordata; Amphibia; Anura; Pelobatidae.